GCACCACCAAUACUCGCUCAUUUGACACUAAAGCGAUUGGUACGCCCACAAACAUCAUGGCAUCCUCUUUGGAGGGCUGUGUAUCCGCCUUGCGCAAUAGCAUGCAGCUGCUAGACUCGUCGAUUGGAAUUCUUGAUGACGGCGUCAACGAUUUUCCACGCCUGGCCAAGGUGCUACAGACCGCAAGGCACUUCGAACUAAUAUCUGAGCCCGAUCUCCAAGCUGCACAGUCUGCAUUGCUCUCCGAAAUCCGGCCCGAAGUCGAAAACCUCCUCCAGCGCGUUUCAAACCAUCUCGAUAAGCUUGAACGGCGUGAGCAAUCCCUGGUUGCGAAAUGCGAUUUGAACGAGGGUCGACUCUCCCGAGACAGUACUGGCGUCUCCGCCUUUCGUCCGAGUAGCAGGUCAAGCCAGACACGGAAAGCUGGAGAAGAGGGAGGGAAAGCUAUCAGUGCUUUGCAGGAGUUGAAGUACAAGCAGCUGCGGCAAAAGAAGCAGAGGCUAAGCUAUGCAGUGGAAACGCUAGAGUUACAGGCGAAACAGAGGGAGAGGCAGUUACGCAUGAGUAUGGCCGCACCGCAGCAGUUCUUUGACGAUUAA
Molecule: messenger RNA, 599 nt
Organism: Lindgomyces ingoldianus
Lineage: Eukaryota; Fungi; Ascomycota; Dothideomycetes; Pleosporales; Lindgomycetaceae
Product: DASH complex, subunit Spc19
Exons: 2
Coding region: 57-599 (180 amino acids)
Biological process (GO): attachment of spindle microtubules to kinetochore
Cellular component (GO): spindle microtubule; DASH complex
Source: RefSeq, a predicted model, not a curated record